GCCGCGUUGGAUCCGGUCAACUAGGUAGCUCGCUCCAAUGUUGUCGCGCGGAUCCAAGAAACCGGUCGAUCCCGCCGAUCGAUCGCAAUGAAGCGGCUGUCCAUCGGCGCCAAGCUGGGCGCCCUAGCGGCCUUCGUGAUCUUCUCCUACUAUCUGGGACGCCCUGUCUACUGGGAGGUCUUGUCGCGGGCGGUCCAGGGCUAUGGUCGAUCGGUGAAUUUCGGAGCUGCCUCGCGGUCCUCCUACAUUCUUUCGUCGCCGCCUUUGCCUGAUCGUGGAGAUGAGACGAAAUUAAAGGAGAGAGGUGGCCGUGAGGAUCCGACCACUGUGCGUGAUCCCAAGAAGUUUAUGAAUCACGACGUGCUCAAGAAGGCUAUCUGGGAAAUUCCUCCGCAUGGAUCAGAGCUUCCACCCCGCGAGGCGUUUGUGCUCUCGAAAGAGAUGGUGGAGUUUCGGGCGAAGAAGAACGUGAUCAUGGUGACUUUCGCGAACCACGCAUUCGAGGACUUUGUGCUGACUUGGGUGAGGCACUUAACUGAUGUUGGUGUCACCAAUCUUCUCAUUGGUGCUAUGGAUCGAAAGAUUUUGGAGGAGCUUUUCUGGAAAGGUGUCCCGGUUUUUGACAUGGGCAGUGAAAUGAAUCCUGCUGAUGUUGGAUGGGGAACUCCCGUGUUUCAUAAAAUGGGACGUGAGAAGGUUUUCUUGGUGAAUGCGAUCAUGGCAAUGGGAUUCGAAGUUUUAUUCUGUGACACUGACAUGGUGUGGAUGAAGAAUCCAUUACCAUACAUGGAGCGCUAUCCUGAUGCUGAUGUUUUGGUGUCUAGUGACGCCGUGAUAGCGACUGUGACUGACGAAUCUCUGGAAGAUUGGAGACGAUCUUAUGCGGCUCUCAACAUUGGUAUUUUUCACUGGAGGCCAACUGAAGCCGCGAAGGAGUUCGCACGGGCCUGGCAGAUCCAGCUCGAAGAUGAAAAGAUUUGGGACCAGAACGGUUUCAACGAGCUGAUUCAAAAUGGGACGCGCGAGGCUGUCGAUCCCGACAACGACCGUGGAUUGUUUUAUGCCUUCGACAGAACAUUGAAAGUCGGUAUACUUCCCGUGAGCAUGUUCUGCAGUGGACAUACGUACUUCGUACAGCAUUUGUACAAGCAGCUGGGACUAGACGUGUAUGCCGUACAUACGACAUUCCAGUUUGCGGGAACUGAAGGAAAGAGGCAUCGGCUCCGCGAGGCCAAACUCUUUUUUGACAGGCCAGAGUACUAUCAAGGGCGUUUCAUAGCGUUCGACGCUUCCAUACCGAAGGAGCUACUGACGGGAGGGAACCACUCCGUCGAGACGCAUUUCGCGUUGGUCAACUACCAAAUGAAACGAGUGCGGGAAGCGCUUGCUGUGGCAUACGUUCUGAAUCGAACUUUGGUGAUGCCCGAAAUGUGGUGUAGGAACGAUCGACUGUGGUUUGGUCAUCCGGGUAUUUUGCACGACACGAAAACACCACAGCCGUUUUUGUGUCCCAUGGACCAUGUUUUUGAGGUUUCGAAUAUGUUGAAAAAUAUGCCAGAGGAAGAGUUCGGGCCUGCGAUAGACUUCCGGGAGUAUUCUUUUCUGGAAAAUCCUCGAGUUCCACAAGAGAUAAAAACGUCGAGGCUAUCCAUCCGGUUGUGUUCUCGAGGCAAGGACUGUAGCUCGGAAGUAUCUCAAGGAGCUAUUGAACUACCGAUAAACAUGACUGACACCCAGCUUAGAGACGAGUUCUCCAGACACAAGGACGUCAAAAUCCUCGACUUUUCGACAAUGCAAAACGUUUUUGGCGGCUUUGUUGACAAGGACAAAGCUCUAAAGUUUAGGAGGCGGCUCCAAAAAUACACGGGAAUAUGGUGCUGCUUGGAGAGCCUGGAAAGAGGCCACAUUUACUACGAUUUUUUCUGGGACGAGAAGCCUGGGUGGAAACCUCUACCGCCCACACGGCCUGAAAACGAUCAUCCACCUUUCGAUUAGAAACUUAACAAAGUUUGACAAGAUUUUCCUCCCUAUCAAGAAAUAAACAUACGAAAAGAGCGAAGAACAAAGAAGGUGCGUUUGCAAGUAAAGAGAUUUUAUUCCUUGGCCA
Selaginella moellendorffii is the source of this 2107-nucleotide messenger RNA. Its product is annotated as arabinosyltransferase XEG113. The record is from RefSeq and is a predicted model, not a curated record. NCBI's taxonomy places the organism in Eukaryota, Viridiplantae, Streptophyta, Lycopodiopsida, Selaginellales, Selaginellaceae. Gene Ontology annotation, molecular function: arabinosyltransferase activity. The transcript is spliced from 13 exons. Gene Ontology annotation, cellular component: Golgi apparatus. The coding region runs from base 88 to 1995 and encodes 635 amino acids. Gene Ontology annotation, biological process: cell wall pectin biosynthetic process.